UUGAGCUCCCGACAAUGGAUUACAUCUUCGUAGCACAACUGUUUUUUGCUUUAGUGUUAAUUUACCAGCUGGUGACAUGGCUCAGGUCACGAUUACGUGUCGGUGACUACGACAAGAAGCACGUACUUGUGACAGGUUGUGGCAACGGUUUCGGCUAUCUCGUCGCUAAACGCCUGGACGUGUUAGGGUUCCGAGUGUUUGCCGCCUGUCGCACGUCACAAGCGGCGGAGAAACUGCAGGAAGAGAGUUCUUCUCGCGUCACCACGUUGGUGCUUGACGUCACAGACGAGAAGAGUAUCAGCGCCGCCAGAGACUUUGUGGCCGCCAGACUGCCGGAGGGUCAAGGUCUGUGGGGUGUUGUGAACAAUGCGGCCAUCGCUGGUCCUAAUGCUCCCAGCGAGUGGGUGUCACGUGAUGGGUAUCAGGCAUGUCUGGCGGUCAACCUGUUGGGCCUGAUUGACGUCACUCGGACUUUCCUUCCACUCGUGCGUCGCGCGCGAGGACGUGUUGUGAACAUCUCGAGCUUGGCGGGAAGAAUCGCCGUUGGCCCCUCUCCUUACUGCGUGACUAAAUAUGGCGUGGAGGCUUUCUCCGACUGUCUUCGGAGAGAAGUGUACAGACAGGGUGUACACGUGUGCAUCAUAGAACCUGGCCUCUUUAAAACAAAUAUCAAUAAACAGGAUAUUUUAUUCAAGUCAUUUAAGAUGUCCUACGAUGCCACACCCGCUGAUAUCAGACAACAUUACCCAGAGUUCACAGUGGAAGCAAUGUGCAAGAUGAUCACCAGAGCCUCUGCCAUUUUUUCGCCGAAGCUGCACCUGGUGGUGGACGCUUACGUCUUGGCUCUGACGUCACGGUUCCCGCCGACAAGGCAGCUGGUGGGCAGUGACGUGCGUCUGUUCUACCGCCUGCUGUGGAACUUGCCUACGCCCCUCACCGACUGGAUUCUCGUCAAAUUAUUAGAGUCAGCUGCACACUGAUAGCAAAUACCCAGUCUACUUUGACAUCAAACAGUAAUGCUACAAACAUACAUAUGAUUAAACUUUUCCGCACACAUCAAGAUACUAAAAAUCUUACAUAUCCGUACAAUAAUUUAUUAAUAAUCAGACGUGCUAUCCUAUUUGAUGUUGAAGUUUUAUUUUAAGGUUGACAUGAUGAAAAUACAUAUGAUUCACACAAAACUACGAAACUGAAUAAAUAAAAAUAUUUGCUUUCCAAAAUGACUCUUUUCCUAAUUCCGUAUUUUCUAUUUAUUACUUUCACUUCCAUUAUUAUCAAUAUUUACACGUGGUGACGUAUGUGUACAGGUGAUCCAUUUGAAGUCUAUGCUUUUCCAUACUACUGGGGGUCUCCAUCUUUUAUUAAGGCCGCAGAAAGUAAUACGUUUCGUAACGAUAUUUCAGCUAUGUAAAUUACUGGCAACUUUUUGCUUUGAAGUGAUUUUCGUAAUAAUAGGUGAAAAAAUGAGGAGUGGUACUAGGCGAGUACAGUGCGAAAGGGAAAGUCUAAAGCAACAAACUGUUGACAGAAAUGUCUCAAUUAGCUCGAGCAAUGGGACAAAACUCCGCAGAGGAACAAGAAAUCAAAGGAGAAAAUAUAAUGACGAUUAAGACGAUGUUGCAGGAGGCGUGCUACUUUUAAGUGGUCCACCCAUUCAAAGGACUAAAGGAGCAUUAGGGAGACGAGACAUCAGCAAACAUCAGUGAAAAUAGAAUAUAAAGUAUUAGAAUAAAACAUAUUCCGGUGGAAUUUUAUGACGAAAAGGCACGAGAAAUAUAAUAGUUAAAAAAUCUUUUUCAAACAUUUGCAUUUUGUUAAAUAAAAAAAGAUUAUAUCUA
Messenger RNA from Pomacea canaliculata, 1838 nucleotides. RefSeq names its product retinol dehydrogenase 2-like. The record is from RefSeq and is a predicted model, not a curated record. NCBI's taxonomy places the organism in Eukaryota, Metazoa, Mollusca, Gastropoda, Architaenioglossa, Ampullariidae. The transcript is spliced from 6 exons. The coding region runs from base 15 to 980 and encodes 321 amino acids.